AUGAAACGCUUCCUCGCUUGGGUUCGUGGCAGGCCAGACCCUGGAUCAGUGACGACGGACACUGUAUCACCAAACAAUUCAGAGCUUGUGGAUAAUCGUGCAAGCUCGCGACAGACGCGAAGGAGUCAAGUAGAUGACAUUGAUCUCCACGUCCCUGGGGCAUUUCCACCAUCCCCGACUGUACUACCGCAACUCGCGACGCAUGAUAACAAUCUCGAGGAGAGAAAUAUUCUUGGGGUGACAUCAACUGCGCCGACUGUUGACACUGAAAUUGAUAUUGGCAUCGAUGUCUCAAAGCUGACUCCGCUUCACACCGAUCUUGGACCGCAUUUACAUCCUCGACGAGCAAGACCCAGCACACCGCCUGCGCACAGUACGCGUCGUCCAGAGAGCGCGCGCUCAAAACCGAUUCGAAAACCCAGGUUCAGAGAUGACUCGGCCAUUGAAGAUCCGUAUGGCCAGCAAUACAAGGCAUUUGAAAAGGGGCUCUUUCGAAGCCCGGUCUCGGCUGUCACCCUCGUUUAUCCGGAAACAAAGCCUCUACCGAGCAAUCGAGCCGAGUCAUUAUUCAAGAGGGAGUGGGAACAACGGGAGAAGGAAAAAAAGGCCCUACAGGCAUUGGACGGUCGACCGGCUCGGGUCAUUCCACGGGGACCUGCUGUCCGCCCCUUGUCGAGGGAAUGGCACAUGAAAGUUUCAGAGGCUAUGAGAACCCUGCAAGGGUACGCAGUCGCCCGGUCACCCUCUGGGGAUGACCUAUUUCAGAGGGAUAUCGCGACGUGUUUAAAACCAUUGGCAUGGCUGAAUGACGAGAUGAUCAACGCGUACCUGUCCGUUCUGGUUCAGUAUCUCCGCGAUUCCACGGGAAACAGCGCGCCUGGCGAAAAGCCCAAGUUUCAUGCCUUUAACACAUUCUUCUUCUCCACCCUCAAAGAGAAAGGAUACGAAGGGGUCCGUCGGUGGGCUAAGCGGGCAAAGAUUGGCGGCGAAGGUCUCUUGGAGGUAGAUACUGUGUUUAUCCCGGUGCAUCAGGCGAGCCACUGGACUCUGAUGGUUGUGCGACCUUCGGACCGGACUAUCGAGUAUUACGACUCACUUGGAGCUCGUGGUGCACGGGAAGUUGAAAUCAUUAAGAAAUGGCUUCAAGGGGAACUCGGACUCAAGUUUGAAGCAGAGGAAUGGACAUUCCUUUCCUCCGUCUCCUCCCAGCAAGACAACAUGAGUGAUUGUGGCGUCUUUCUCCUGAUCAAUGCCAAAGCCAUCGCCUUGGGCAUUGAACCGACGGCCUUUGGACCAAAGGACACGGUGACUCUGAGAGCAAAGAUUGUCGCGGAGCUGAUGAAUGGGGGUCUACAUGGUGCAUUUGCUCCCGUCGAUAAGAAGGGUCAAAUCCUGCUCUGA
Messenger RNA from Penicillium diatomitis, 1401 nucleotides. RefSeq names its product SUMO protease ULP1. Lineage: Eukaryota; Fungi; Ascomycota; Eurotiomycetes; Eurotiales; Aspergillaceae. Gene Ontology annotation, biological process: protein desumoylation. Gene Ontology annotation, cellular component: nucleus. Bases 1 to 1401 code for a protein of 466 amino acids. Gene Ontology annotation, molecular function: deSUMOylase activity. The record is from RefSeq and is a predicted model, not a curated record. The transcript has 2 exons.